Sycon ciliatum is the source of this 1202-nucleotide messenger RNA. RefSeq lists its product as uncharacterized. The transcript is spliced from 6 exons. Bases 1 to 1152 code for a protein of 383 amino acids. Lineage: Eukaryota; Metazoa; Porifera; Calcarea; Leucosolenida; Sycettidae. The record is from RefSeq and is a predicted model, not a curated record.
AUGGCCAAGGAGAGCAACAGCCAUUUCCUGCUCGACAUCAAGGCCAUCUGCUCCAAUACCUCUGCCGCCUUUGGCAUCCUCUCCGACAAGUAUGCCGUACAGAAGUCAACAGCCUACUGCGUUCCCGUGGAGAGACAACCUGAGCCCAAGCUCCUGCCCGUCCAGAAGCCCCUUGCCAGCCCAAUGACGUCACGCUGCAAGCAACCAUGCGGGCUGGGUCUGAGGUCGCGCCACGAGUACCUUCUCGCCGGCACCGUCCAUGGCAUCACGGGAGAGUUCUCGUUCCAACCUGGCGUGGCGAUUCGCUGGGCUCGUGCCAAGAGCUACUUCGCGUCCCCACUGGCGACCGCCACCUGUGGACGACAGUGUCGCCACCGGGAUUCGGAGCCGGCGGAGCUCAGAACACGUGAAGUCCAUCAGCUAGUGGCCGAACUGUCCAAGUCGGAAAACAGCUGGAUCGGUCUUACCGAUGUGCGUCGGGCUCCUACCCCACAACAGCCUAUUCCUUACUGGAUCUACGGCAAGCGUACACUGGAGGGAUCCAGCUAUCAGCCGAGAAUCGAAACCGCCUUCUACCAGCAAUGGAAUGGUCAGACCUGCUUCUACAUGAAUGGAACGGGGAGCAUCGUCACCAGCAAAUGCACAAGACGGGUCCGGGCGGUCAUCUGCCAGAAGCCCAGAGCAGAUGUCCAGGUCUGCCCAAGAUGCACUAUCAAGAGAAGGAGUGAGGAGGAAAGGCACCUGGUUGAGAAGUCUCGCUGCAGCGACUUCCUGAUUGUAGCAAGGAUGGCCAAGGAGAGCAACAGCCAUUUCCUGCUCGACAUCAAGGCCAUCUGCUCCAAUACCUCUGCCGCCUUUGGCAUCCUCUCCGACAAGUAUGACGUACAGAAGUCAACAGCCUACUGCGUUCCCGUGGAGAGACAACCUGAGCCCAAGCUCCUGCCCGUCCAGAAGCCCCUUGCCAGCCCAAUGACGUCACGCUGCAAGCAACCAUGCGGGCUGGGUCUGAGGUCGCGCCACGAGUACCUUCUCGCCGGCACCGUCCAUGGCAUCACGGGAGAGUUCUCGUUCCAACCUGGCGUGGCGAUUCGCUGGGUUCGUGCCAAGAGCUACUUCGCGUCCCCACUGGCGACCGCCACCUGUGGACGGUAACAUGCCCCUAGGCAUGGAUACUGGAUGACUGUACUCAGUAACUCUUUGCA